AAAAACCCAGCCCGAGCCGUGCCCAGCAGCCACACCUCGCCCACAGGCUUCCCCGCCCUCGCCCAGCUCAACGAACCCGCGCACGACUGGUUUGCAAGCGGAGUCGCGAAAAGAGGGAGAGAGAAAAAGAGAGAGAAGGGGAACUCGACGCUUCGCCCCCCCGUCGUUAAGAGGGGCAUCCCGCCGUUGCCAUGGAGUCGUCCGGGUCCUCCAAGGGGUGCAUGGAGCAGUUUACCAGCUUCAUCCGCUCCCAAAGGGGGAUGUUACUCUUCGUAGAAAUAGUCCGGGCUCUCAUUGGAGCAGUGGCUUUUCUCAUCACUGCCAUCAUUGUCUUCUUUAGCCGCCCAGAUGGAGGAGCCAUUGCUGGGGCGGUGGCUUCAAUUCUGACUGGAAUCCUCUUUGCCUACGAUGCAUAUACCAUCUUGCCUACUCUCAGGAAAUCCCAUACAGCAGCUCCUUCCGAGCCUACAGAAGGGAUUUGAAGAAAACCAUCCCUCUUUCACCUCAAGACAAAACACCACACUGGACCCAUCUCCUAUUGCCUUCUAUGGGAUCUGUCCCCAAGAGACCACCUCCCCGUAUCAAUUUGACAACACCACAAUCUUGUUUUCCUUGGGUGCUCCGUAGGACAGAUUGUCGCCUGAAUUGGCAGGUCCUUUCCUCUUGUCUCCAUUUUAUGAAACUGUUCCAGCAACGGAAGAGAAGGGCGACUCUGGAAUCCUCCAGGAAAAUUGCAAAGCCCCAGUAAAAUGGAUUUCAUAGGUUUGUGACUAUUGGCUGCAUCUGAUUGAGAGUAAUUCCAUUUACUCUCUGGUUGAGAUGCAAAGAAAAUUAAGCCUUUACAUUUUUAGUCCUAUUAGUAGACAAUGACAGCAAAAGUACAAAGGGACCUUCUCUUUUGGGGCCUCUGUUUGCCCUGCAGACUUCAGCUGCUUGCAUCCAGAUUUUCUAGAUAAGAAGCCACUGUUUUGAAAUCUAUCAAAUAGGACUUUUUCAAAUUUUGUAACUUUUGAAGAGCUUGCGUUCCACCCCGGGGUGGUAUUCACUUACUUUCCCUACCGAUUCGCAAAUGUGAGCGCACGGCAGGCCUUCGCUUCUGUGGGCCAUGUCCACACAUGCGUUUAGCCUUCUGUGCAUGUGUUCAGCCUUUGCAUGCAUGCGCACAGCGUGAAAACGUGCCUAAAUAGGACAGUAUAGAGCCGGGGCGCGUGGACAGGUUCACCCACAAUUUCCACUACCGGUUCGGGUGAAUAUCACCUCUGCUUCCGCUCCAUGAAAAGCUGUUUGAAAUUUCACUAAGCCAUCUUAAAUUCCCAUUUCUGGUAAAUGAUUUUUUUUAAAAUAAAGCAAGCACUUAAAAGGCAUCCUACCUUAGUAACUUUUUCUACACCAUUUAUUUUCUCCCCUAAUCUUCUCUCUCUUAGGGAACCCCAGUCUUUAAAAAAAAGGCACUAGGUUACGGAGAAGGGUUGUGUGUAUGUUCGGUCAUUGUGAUCAAGUGGAAAAAGUUACGGUUGUUUGGUGAUGAGCUACUGAAACUUUCCAGAUUAAGGAAAACUUUUCUGAAUUACACUUCCAGGGCUUAAGACUCUGGUGCCAGGCAGAGUUCAUUACCCUGCCCUAUUUUGUAGAUAUAUAUUUUAUAUAAAAAGAGGAAGCAUAGCAAACUUCUAUAUAAAAUAUUCAAAUUCAUAUACUUGAUGAUGAGGUCAUCCAUUCAGUCGUGUCCAACUCAUGGCAUUUCUGUGGGCCAGGUCUCUCCACAUUUUCUGAUCUUGCACUAUUUCUUUUGAGUUUUUCCCUAUGCUUUGGCUGGUUGUCAGCUUUGAUGGUGUCCAGCCACCAUGUUCUUCUGUGGCCUGGUUCCUUUCACCGCUAAUUCUUCCAAGCAUAAUUGCUUUCGCCAGCGAAUUCCCCCCAACCCCCAAUGAGGUGGCCAAAAUAAGUGACAGAGUUUUGUGAUUUUGCCUUCCAGUGACGCGUCUGAGUUAUGCACUCAUAUACUUAUUAAAAGGCCAAUUUUUUUCCCAAAGAAGAAAACUUGGCUCACCUUGGUGCUGAUUUCUGGGUAUUUUUUUAUGUAAUUAUUUUGGUGUAGUACAAAAUACAGCCUUGGCUAGGGCCCCAGUGAUCUAUAAGGAGACACAUAAGUGGCCUGAUUUUCUUCUGUGGAAUGUAUAUCAUUGCCUUAAGCUUAGAACACUUUGUCUGCAUUGGUAGGAAAGAUAGAAGAGAAAGAAGCAUGUCUACUGCCAUCUCUUGUCCAGUUUUCUCCUGUUGGAUCUUGGGCAGCUUGGCUUUAUUUUGUGCUUGCUGGAGAAAUAAAAUAGUUUUAAGAUGCAAAUAAACUAUAUCUGAAUUGGUAUGAAGUCUGUUU
Molecule: messenger RNA, 2377 nt
Organism: Thamnophis sirtalis
Lineage: Eukaryota; Metazoa; Chordata; Lepidosauria; Squamata; Natricidae
Source: RefSeq, a predicted model, not a curated record